Molecule: messenger RNA, 1038 nt
Organism: Penicillium coprophilum
Lineage: Eukaryota; Fungi; Ascomycota; Eurotiomycetes; Eurotiales; Aspergillaceae
Product: zinc-binding alcohol dehydrogenase family protein
Exons: 2
Coding region: 1-1038 (345 amino acids)
Molecular function (GO): oxidoreductase activity, acting on NAD(P)H
Source: RefSeq, a predicted model, not a curated record
AUGUAUACACAACGCGCUAUUAUCGCAGAGGGCCCUAGCAGGGUCCGAAUCGACUCCGAUGUCGAGAUACCUCAACCCGGUGACAACGAGGUAUUGGUCAAAGUUCAUUCGGUCGCUCUCAAUCCGGUGGACUGGAAGACAUUGGCAUACUCCAGUACCCCAGGAGCUGUCAGUGGGUCCUGCCGGCCCCAAGAGCCAACGGGCAUGGAACUCAGGAGAUCGAGUUUGUGGUUGGGUGAUGGGGGAAAUCCUCUUCGCCCCUCAAAUGGUUCCUUCGCCGAAUAUGUUGUGGCAAAGGCCGACUUGCUCUUUAAGAUCCCCGAUGGAACCUCUUUCGAGACAGCAGCAACACUUGGAAUCAGUGCCUCAACUGGUGGCUUGGCCCUUUUCAAGACCCUUGGCCUCUCCUUCGCCGAACGCAAGGUGACGCCUUCCUCACCUGCCGUGUUAGUUUACGGAGCAGCAACCUCGUCGGGCAUAAUUGCCCUUCAACUUUUACAGCACGCCGGAUAUCGAGCGAUCGCGGUAUGCUCGCCGCAAAAUUUCGGUCUGGCCAACGACCUUGGGGCAGAAGUGGCAUUCGAUUACCACUCGGUCACAUGCGGCAAGGACAUUCGCGCAUAUACUCAUGAUGAUCUUGGAUACGCUUUGGACUGUAUCUCGAGCACGAGCAGCAUGGGCAUCUGCUAUGACGCGUUGCGCAGUCAACCGGGCGCACGCUAUGUGUCGCUCGACCCAUUUCCUGACCGAGUGCAGCGCUCACGACCGGAGAUUCUUGCGGAUUGGAUCCUCACAUUCAGUUUAACCGGCGAUGAAGUGGGGCUUGCGGGCGUUUUCCAUCGAGAUCCAACCCCUGCUGAUUAUUCCUUCGGUGUUUCAUGGUAUCCCAAGGUUGACCGAAUGCUCGAAGAAGGAAAGCUUCGACCUCACCAGCCGACUAUUAUGGGUGGAGGACUAGCGGGGGUGGCCGAUGGUCUGGAGAAGUUAAAGAAAGGAGAAGUUCAUGCGUCAAAACUAGUGUACAUUGUUGGAGAGUAG